AUGAAUAAAUUAUAUUUUGUCUUUAAAUUUUGUACAGACACUUAAAAGUCAAUAUAUAAACUUGAAAAUGCUCAAAAAUAUAUAUCUGAAUUAGUCUAAAAGACUGAUUGGAUCAGCUUUGCAAUAUCCAAGCAUAUCCCUAAAUAAGUGAGGUAUUCAUUAAUAAUUGAAUAAAGAUAAGAUUAUUUGAACAUUUGUCAAUUUCAUAAUGAAUUAGCGAGAAUUGAAGAAACUUCUAAAGAAAGAUCACUUGGAGUAGGCAAACUAUAAUAUUGGUCAGAUUAAAUUGAUUAAGUAACAUUGCUAAAGAUAUUGAGAUUUUUUUAGAUAAUCCUUAAAGAGAACCUUUAUCAAUUUGUCUUCAUAACAGUUGUAAAAACAACCCAUUACCAAAAUAUCUUUUUCAAAAAAUGAUAAAUUAUCGCAAAUAAUAAGUAGAGAAGGGAGAAUUUUCAAAUCUUGNUACAACCUUUAUAGAAAGUACACUAAAAUACAAAUUUCCCUAUAUCUAUCCACCUCUAAUUAGAAAAUUUAUAGUUUCUUAUUUAAAAAAUGAUUCAUAGAUUCUAUAUCAUAUAAAUUAUGAUUCACAUGCUACUCAAUUAGCAAUUGAAGAUUAUUAUUGGGAUAAUCCAGGACAUUUAAUUACUGGUACUAGUCAUCCUAUUUUAAAAAUGUUAUUAUUAAAAUCCCAAAAUAAUUAGAUUCCUUAAUAUUAUGAUAAAUUUAUUAAUGCUCCACUCUAUGAAGGACAAUUUAGUUUAAAGGCUUGUCUUUAAUAAAAUGGUAAUCUUAUUGUUGUUGAGAGAAGGUAAUAAUAAUAAUAAUUGAUUUUAUAUUAGAUUCUUAAGUCCCUUUUCUCAUGGUUUUCAUAAUAUUAAAAUUGAAAUUAAUCGAACAACAAAUCUUAUUGUUAUGAAACAGAAUGGAAAAAAUUAUGAGAUCUAAUCAAAAUCCAUUCAAUUAUUUUGGAAUGAAGUUCUAUCAAAAUACUUAUAAUUAUAUCAUUCGUAUUAUCUUAUUUUAAGUUUAGAAAAUAGUUGUAUAAUUACUUUGUUGAUAUCAUUAACUAAGAUAAAAAGAUCUUAGAAAAGUACUAGAAAUGGAAUUAACUAUAUUAAUACAUGAGCAAAUCUAAUUAAUUAAAAUCUAAUAAGUCAAAUGAUAACAUUAUCAUCCUGAAUGAUAAGAAAUUCUUUUGUUAUUCAAUAGAAAAAAUAAAAAAUGGAAACAACAUUAAAUAUUAAUGA
This is a messenger RNA of Paramecium primaurelia, 1250 nucleotides long. The record is from the annotation of a GenBank genome assembly. NCBI's taxonomy places the organism in Eukaryota, Ciliophora, Oligohymenophorea, Peniculida, Parameciidae.